AUGACAGUAGUGGCCAGCUACGGUAUGGUUCUAUGUGGCAACUCAGAUGACCACCAGUAUCGCUAUAGGGGGAAAAUAGAGAAAGUUAAGUUCGGUGUUCCAAUCAAUGAAGCCUUCGCCCAUGAUAUCCCUGCCACUCUAUUAAUAUUAUUAUUGAAAGUGAAUAAAGAAGGGCCGUUAAAAAAGGAUAUCUGGAGAGCCCCUGGUAAUCAAGCGCAGGUUCGAAAGUUAUCACACAUUAUGCAACAUGGUCGCCUGGUGAACAUUGCCAAUUUUAGCGUAUACACAGCAGCUUCUGUAAUAAAAAAGUUUCUGUCAAAACUUCCUGGCGGGAUUUUUGGCGUAGAAAAUGAGCAAACAUUAUUCAAUAGUUCCUUAAGCAGUAGUGAUCCUGAUAAGCAGAGACAAGUUUUCUACAGGAUAUUCUGCUCACUUCCCGUGCCUUCACAACAUUUACUUGUCCUUUUAUUUGGGACUUUUCGGAUGGUUGCUGAUUCAGCUGAUUCGUUUGGCACUAAAAUGACUCCAGACGCAAUCGCCAUCUCCGUGGCUCCUUCACUUUUUCACUCGUGUAUUCAUGAUGGUAGACAAGCAAAAGUUGAAGAUGUUCAACGUUUCAAACUAGCUUCUCAAGUUGUUAAAUCUAUAAUUGUGUCGUUCGGACAUACAAAUCUCUUCCCUCGUGAAUGUUACGAGUUUUAUGCAAGGAUUACGGGACGCACCUUAAGGGUCGACGAGAAUUGGCUGUUCACUUUUCAAUAUCCAUCAAAUCUUUCUUCACCGGCUUUCUCCAUGAUGGCUGCGAAAUGUGCUGGUGCUUAUUCCUUGGCUGCAUUACAUUUGGAACACGAAGCUGACCCCCAGCAAGCCGAGAGCCCCAGGAAAUCAUCGUCUGUUCAACGUACGGGAUCACUUCAUCGACAUCCCUUGGCACACACAGCAGAUCAUCCCAAACGUCCUGCUCAUAAUGUUGUUGAUGUUGUAGAUCUGAAACAAUCAAUAAGAAGUUCAUCUAGACCAAAUGUAGUGAUUAAUGACUCUUCAAAUCCUGAAACGCCUACAUCCUGCAAUCCAAUAGUUCGAAAAUCAACCACAUCUUCUAAUAAUAAUCGUCUUAGUAAUCGUUUGAGUAGUAGUGUUGGAGAGGUUUUACAUGAAACUAGUGAUGUUGAAGAUCAUAUGGAGAUGGAAGCACUUAGGCCUUUCACAGCUUGCGCUGGAGAUACUGGUCGGUCUUUAUCUUGUCUAGAUUGGGUUCAUGAGAAUCAAGCACGCAGAAUGAAAAGUAGAAGUGAUUGGUUUCUUACACCCUUUCUUCCGGAUAAGUCUAACUCGAGGUCUGCUGACUAUUUCAUCGAUGCCGUUUCAAAGAAGGAUGGUAGAGUGAGCGAAAAUAGGGCUCUCAUUCGACAUGAGGUGUUAUUGGAAGAGAAACUUCCACCUAGCCCAGUUGAAAGACAACCUCUCAGCAACCGCAAAAACUCCCAGAACGAAUUGAACCAUAGAAAAUCAUCGAAUACCCCAACGGCACCCAUCAAUAUAUCAGGAUGGGGACCACCACCUAGUGCUACUCAAUCAGCUUCAGCUAUUACUAGGCGAAGGUCUUGGCUUGUGCGGGGCAUGAAAGACCUGAACGAAUCUUCAGCUAAAACACAUUCCUUGGAUUAUCCGAACCCUCCAUCUCCUAAUGCUCUUGCAUCACACGCACAUAGUGUAGGUGGAGAAAUUUGGAUUACCGAUAUAUCAGGAGGGGAUGAAAUUCCUAAAAAACGUAGAAGUCUUAAAAAGAAGGUGUCAACUCAUUUCUAG
This is a messenger RNA of Auanema sp. JU1783, 1809 nucleotides long. The record is from the annotation of a GenBank genome assembly. Lineage: Eukaryota; Metazoa; Nematoda; Chromadorea; Rhabditida; Rhabditidae.